Messenger RNA from Cryptotermes secundus, 978 nucleotides. RefSeq names its product 60S ribosomal protein L7a (gene RpL7A). Gene Ontology annotation, cellular component: ribonucleoprotein complex. The transcript is spliced from 6 exons. Gene Ontology annotation, biological process: ribosome biogenesis. Bases 130 to 936 code for a protein of 268 amino acids. The record is from RefSeq and is a predicted model, not a curated record. Lineage: Eukaryota; Metazoa; Arthropoda; Insecta; Blattodea; Kalotermitidae.
CUAGCGUGUUUCCUGUGCUAGGACCCAGAGGUCGCCAGAGCUUGUUCAUGCUGGCAUAGUUUAGGGUGAUGUAGUUUGGCGUUAAAAUCGUUUUAAAUUUUAUCCAUCUUGUGAGAUAACCACUCGAAAAUGGUGCAGAAGAAGCCAAAGAAAAAAGUAGGAAAGAAGGUUGCUGCAGCACCUUUGGCAGUGAAGAAGUCUGAACCAAAGAAGGUUGUCAAUCCACUGUUUGAGAAAAGACCAAGAAACUUUGGCAUUGGUCAGGAUAUCCAGCCAUCUCGAGAUUUAAGUCGAUUUGUAAAAUGGCCAAAGUAUAUCAGAAUUCAGCGCCAGAAGGCUGUACUGCAGAAACGUCUGAAAGUACCACCCCCAAUCAACCAGUUCACCUCAACAGUUGACAAACAAACUGCUCAAGCUCUAUUCAAAAUACUGGAGAAGUAUCGUCCAGAGACUCCAUAUGCCAAGAAGGCCAGGCUACGAGCACGUGCUGAAGCAAAAGCUGCAAAGAAAGAGGAAGCACCCACAAAAAGACCCAAUGUUUUGCGUCAAGGCAGCAACUGCGUUACUAAGUUGGUAGAGCAGAAGAAGGCUCAGCUGGUUGUCAUAGCACAUGAUGUUGACCCAAUUGAGCUGGUAUUAUUCUUACCAGCCCUUUGUCGCAAGAUGGGCGUUCCCUACUGCAUAGUGAAAGGCAAGGCUCGUCUUGGGACACUGGCCAGAAGGAAGACAUGCACAUGUGUUGCAGUAACCCAGGUGGAUUCUGGUGAUCGUGCAGCCUUCACAAAGGUGGUAGAAGCAAUUAAGACCAAUUUCAAUGAUCGCUUUGAAGAAAUCAAGCGGCAUUGGGGCGGUGGUGUUUUGGGCUCCAAAUCUGCAGCAAGAAUUGCAAAGAUUGAAAAGGCUAAGGCAAGAGAACUUGCACAGAAACAGGGUUGAAUAUCAUGUACAGAGUUACAUAAAUAAAUGUGUGAACAUGCA